AUGUUGCCUACUGAAGCAUUUCAGUCAGUAACUCAGCAGGAAUGGAAAAAUUGUGUUGACUAUGUCAUCAAGCUAAAAAAUGAAUAUGAUAUCGACAAACUUGUCAUCUCAGUAAGCGAUGAUAGUUCCAGUGAAUCUGAAGAGUCGCAAAUGGACCAAUUUAAUUACGCAGGAGCUUCAGGCAACAUUUCGGGAGUUGAAUACCUCGACUCAGAUUAUUUGCACUCAGACUAA
Molecule: messenger RNA, 234 nt
Organism: Parnassius apollo (apollo)
Lineage: Eukaryota; Metazoa; Arthropoda; Insecta; Lepidoptera; Papilionidae
Source: the annotation of a GenBank genome assembly